AUGUUUCGUCACAGUCUACGAGCAGCUGCAAGAAGCAAUGCGUCUGCCUCAUGGCGGCCAAUUGCUGUCAGAAGUUUUGCCUCGGCGCCAAAGGCUGCUUUUGACUGGGAAGACCCACUUGCAUCAAAGAACCUCCUGACUGAGGAAGAACUUGCAAUUGCAGAAACCGCUGAGAGAUAUUGCCAGGAGCGUAUGAUGCCUAGAGUUCUACAGGCAUACCGUGAUGAGAAUUAUGACCCCAAGAUUCUGCAGGAAAUGGGAGAGCUUGGUCUUCUCGGUGCUAGCAUCGACGGCUAUGGCUGUGCUGGCGUGUCAUCUGUCGCUGGCGGCAUGAUCACGCGAGCUGUGGAGCGUGUUGACAGUGGUUACCGAUCUGGCAUGUCUGUGCAAUCUUCACUUGUCAUGGGCGGCAUUCAUGAAUUUGGCACUGAGGAACAAAAGGAGAGAUUCCUUCCUGAGAUGGCCAAGGGCAAGCUGCUUGGCGCCUUUGGUCUCACUGAACCCAACCACGGCAGUGACCCCGGCAGCAUGGAGAGUAUUGCGAAGCCUCACCCUACCAAGAAGGGAUAUUACUCCCUGAGCGGAGCCAAGACUUGGAUCACCAACAGCCCCAUCGCCGAUGUUCUCAUGGUAUGGGCAAAGCUGCAAGAGACUGGCAAGAUUCGCGGCUUCCUCGUCGAGAGGAAGGACUGCCCGCCCGGCACCUUGUCUACCCCUGCCAUCAAGGACAAGAACGGCUUGCGUGCUUCAAUCACCGGCAUGAUUCAGUUGGACGAGUGCCCUGUUCCCGAAGCCAACAUGUUCCCCGAAGUUGAGGGCCUAAGAGGGCCUUUCAGCUGUCUCAACAGUGCUAGAUAUGGUAUUUCCAUGGGCGUCAUGGGUGCACUGGAGGAUUGCAUUGCCCGAGCGCGAACUUAUGCCCUGGAGCGCAAGCAGUUCAAGGGCAACCCUCUGGCCAAGUACCAGCUUAUCCAGAAGAAGUUGGCCGAUGCCGCCACUGACGCCGCCUACGGUACCUUGGCCGCCAUCCAGGUCGGACGUCUAAAGGAUGAGGGCAAGGCAACCCCUGAGAUGAUCAGUAUGGUCAAGAGACAGAACUGUGACGUUGCUCUGCGAAAUGCCAGAGUGCUACAGGAGAUUUUCGGAGGCAAUGCUGUCAGCGACGAGUAUCACAUUGGACGCCAUGUUGCAAAUCUGUUUGUUACGCAGACAUACGAGGGACAGAGUGAUAUCCACAGCCUUAUUCUGGGACGAGCCAUCACUGGUAUUCAGGCGUUUGUUUAA
This is a messenger RNA of Pochonia chlamydosporia 170, 1284 nucleotides long. RefSeq names its product glutaryl-CoA dehydrogenase precursor. Gene Ontology annotation, cellular component: mitochondrial inner membrane. The transcript is spliced from 3 exons. Bases 1 to 1284 code for a protein of 427 amino acids. The record is from RefSeq and is a predicted model, not a curated record. NCBI's taxonomy places the organism in Eukaryota, Fungi, Ascomycota, Sordariomycetes, Hypocreales, Clavicipitaceae. Gene Ontology annotation, biological process: fatty acid beta-oxidation using acyl-CoA dehydrogenase; fatty-acyl-CoA biosynthetic process. Gene Ontology annotation, molecular function: flavin adenine dinucleotide binding; glutaryl-CoA dehydrogenase activity; fatty-acyl-CoA binding.